Messenger RNA from Paramacrobiotus metropolitanus, 4842 nucleotides. RefSeq lists its product as uncharacterized. The record is from RefSeq and is a predicted model, not a curated record. The transcript is spliced from 3 exons. Bases 1 to 4842 code for a protein of 1613 amino acids. Lineage: Eukaryota; Metazoa; Tardigrada; Eutardigrada; Parachela; Macrobiotidae.
AUGACAUUGAAAUUGGAAUACGAGGCUGAUCCAACGGAGAUCAUAACGGCGGUGAUCGUUGAUCAGAUAACGGGAGACCCGAUUCCAUUCGCACCAUGGGACACAUCAGAUGAAAGCGCUCGUAACGCUGAUCAAAAGGCUCGCGACGAAUUGUGGAACCUAAUUCCACCAAGCGAUCGCCAGGACGCUAACGCUCAUAAGAAUACGAUGACCAGCAUGAUGCGCCAUCGAGCAGAAAUGGACGGAGCCCACCUACGGAUCACAAAGACAAUGAACGAUGGAUCGUACAAAACGGUGUUCUAUGAUGAGAAACUCAAUCCUUUGUGGGAAGUAAUGACGCAAGCACCGAAUGUAGCGACGGCUCAUCUGGAAAUAAACCCGGCACAAGAAGGUGGAGCCGGAGAGAUGGCAGAGGCCUCCGUAGCCGAAGUAGCAGGAACGGAGAGUACCCAACGACCAUCAAAAGGAGAUGACUCAGAGGAAGAAAAAGAUGAAGAUGACUCGGCGGAAGAAUCGACCGACGAAGAAGAAGACAACGAAGCAGUUGAAGAGGACGAUGCCCCUCCAAAAGUUGUCGUUAAACCUUCCAAAGCUCGUCGUCCAAAAGUCGCACCAAAACUGGAACAAGCCAUGAACCGCGAAAAGGUUAAGAAAGGUGACUUCCUAAAGAAACGAAGGGAAGAAGAGGAGAAGAAGAAAAAGAGCGGUGACGAAAGCGAAAGCAAAAGCACCGGGAAAAAGAGAGAAGAGAGAAAGAAAAAGGAUAAACCGUCUUCCCCUGAUGUCGAAAUCCUGAACGAGUCUGUCACAGAAGUUGGUGAAAGGUCAUCGACACCCACAACUUCAAAGAAACUCAUUAUCGAGUCGGCUACAUCAAAGUCAAAGGUCACCGAGGACGAGCCGCCUAAACAUAAGGGAAAGACCAUAGCUAUCAAACAAGUUGUCCCGGUUAUCAUCUCGGCAUCUACGUUAAAAGAACGCAAAGAGAAAGGAAAGCGCGAGAAGCCUAAACGAGAGACGUCUCGCGAAUCGGAAGCGUCGGAAGUGAGCCUACCAAGUACUUCGACGGUUAGUACUAGGUCACAUACAGACUCGAAACCGACUCGAUCAAGAACCACAGAACCAAGAAGCCUGGCAGAAGUUCUGGAAAAAGGGAAGAAAGCAAAGAGCGAACCCGUUAAAACUAAGAGAAAGGGCAAGGCACCUAUGAAGAUUGACGCAUUGGCGAUAGCAAAUUACAUUGAACCGGACGGAGAAAGUGAACUUGAUUACUCCGGAGAUGAAGCGGAAUUCGAAGAUCCAGACAGUGAUAACAUGACUACGAUUGAUGAAAUUAUUGAUGCGUUUGAUGGAGCCGAGAAGAAUUUCACGCGGAUAAGAACGACAUCAGUAACAUCGAAAUUCAGAACGGGCCUGAAGAAAUAUUUGAGAAAAGAAAAGCAUCGCAGUUUCACCAAACAAAAGUUCGAUGUGGUUUUGGAAUUCGCGCUGAACGCGGGAAAACUCAUUCAGAAGCACCCUAACUUUGCGUAUAACGCUAAGUUAUUCAGACCGUCAAGUUCAGAUAAGGCGCUGACGACUCCCAAUGAAGAUACCGCAAUGCGAAUCGAGAGGGCAAUUGCAGGAAUGACAAGCCCGCUGGGGUCAACGAGUCACCGGAUCAGCCAAUAUAUCAACGCUGUUUGGAAUGACGGAAAAGGAAUGAUAAAGGAAAUUGACACGGCCACUGAACGUGUAUUGCCGAGGAUGAUAAAACAGAACGUUCUUGCCACAACGAAUGCACAUAGAGGAUAUCCGAUCCGAUACACGAGAGUAGGCCUGAUACCGCCGGAAAAACAAACCCAUUGUCACAUGUCUGACAGCCAGGAGAUGGAAAAAGCUCCAUCGAGCGGCGACCCUUCCACUCCAAUACUGAAUUUGAUUGCACAAAAGACCGCUGAAGAAGCAGCAGCAGGGGUCAAAUCACAGACCUCGAGAAGGUCGAAAGCGAGAGGACCAAUGGAUGAGGAAUCAGAAGAAAGUGACGACGACACUACGACACAGACGCCCCUUGAACCGGCAGAAAAGGAUGACCAGCCUAAAGGUCAAGGAACAUCCGGAACUGUGACGGAAGCUCAAACGAAAGGUCAUGAGACUUCUCAAAAAGGAGCGAAAGAAAAGAUCAUGCUCCCAAUGGAGAAAGCGGCGGCGGAAGCGGAAGCAGCAGCAGCUGCCGCGCGCCAGGUGUUUCAGAGGUCAUUAUUCGCCCCAUUAAAGGACGUUUUUGAGAAAGAACGAUCAAAGUCGGCGGGCGAACUGGGAGGUCAUGAGACUCUACCGCAGGAAGAGAAAACGGCUGAACCGAAAUCCGCCCAGUCAUCAUCCGGAUCAUUGGCAAAGUUGACAAUCGAUGACAAACGGAGCCAAGAAACGGACUCAACGGACUCGGCACAAUCCCCCCAGAAAACGGAAAUCAAAGAGGCGACAGAUUACUCGCUCGGAGCACCGUUAGACGUGAAUAAUCGGACAUGGAACGAAGUCCAAGCGGCGCUUCAGAUUAUUCGAGAAAAAGAAAUGCUCGACGCCAUUGGAGGUACCAACGGAGCGUCAUGGGGUGACCUUUCGAAUUUCAUGGCCGUCCAUUACGAAUUGGGAGAAUUGAAUAUCGAAAACGAUAAAGAAUGGAUCAAGAAUGCCGUGGAGGCACUGAUUUCAGAUGAAGUGCUCCAUAUUAAACAGGACGGCCGAGUUGACUUUAAGCCAUAUCAACCGCCGGCGAAGGAAUUUAAAACGGAGGAAAUGGCACAAAAAGGUCAAGCCUCUUCUAAAAGCUCAGCGUCGGAGAUAGACAGAUCUACGGGCUAUAACCCAAAGUGUCCGGACUGUCUACGGAAUAACAAGAAGGUUGAUAAGAAAUUCCCGUGCUACACAUGUAUCCACAAGUUGGGAGAUCCACAUAUCGUCUCACUUGUCGGGAUUAUGGAAGCUAAACGUGGUAACCUAGAUGUCUUCCGAAAUCUAAUCAGCGCAAGGAACUACGGCAGCAUCCCAGUAGAAGAACGAAUGUUACUUGAGGACCGUUACCGGGAAGCGAUCCAGAACAAUGAGAGUGGCUGGGACGAGACUUUGGAAUCAUUGAAAUGUCCGCAAACGGACGCUUACCGCAAGAAGUUCGAAGAGGAUAGAGAGAAAAUGCGAGUACAGAAAAUGGAAGACGAACUUCGCGCGAAAAUUAACGCGGAAAAUAAGCGUUUAAGUGAACAAGCUGCACGGGAGACGUCGACCAGUUCGUCAAGUUCAGCUGUACCUACAGCCAGUCUCAACGACGAUGAAGCACAGUUAAUACGUCAGUCCCUCAUCAUUCAGAUUGAUACGUUGACGAAAGACCCCGCGGCUAUGCCACAGGACUUAUUUGACAUGUUAUUACGAGAAAAAUUGAGACUACAGAAAGGUUUCGCUCCAGCGCCAUACAUCAAGAAGGCAGUCGAAGAGCGUAUGGAAGAGCUGCGCAGAUCCCGUCAAACUGAAAGUAACGUCCUGCAAGCGCUCAGAAGUUUCAAACGGGAUGAAGGCUUUAUACGACCUCGAUCGCCUCCGCAUAGAGAAAGGUCACGCGGACAUUCACGCGAACACGAGCGGACCUCUGGAAGACGAAACGAAAGGUCACGCGAACACUCUCGCGAAAGGACACGCGAUUACCGUAGCGAAAGGUCACGCGAGCGUUCUCGCGACCAGGAUUACCGUGGCGGAAGAGGAUGGGUACGCCAUGGAAACGAGAUCACCGAAACUAGUAUUCAGCGAAAAAUCGACACGGCAAAGAUUUUGGCCGCGACAAGAGGACGCGAAGAACAACGGCGUGCGGAGACGUUCCGCACAGAGCCUGAAAAAGAAGGUCAUCAGGUGCCGUUGGAAGUUCCAUUCCGUAAUCGCAAUGUCCGAAUGUCAACACCUGAAAGGUCAUGGGACAAGCGACGCGAACGUACCCGAAAUCGAACACCAGACCCACGGGAUAAAAGAUGGCAAGAGAGAGAUAAGUACUAUGCAGGCUUUGAAUCUGGUGCGAGCAAAAGGUCAUCGAGCGCGGAACGAGAAGAUACACCACCAAAGCAUCAGCGAAUGGAGUCAACAGUCCAUGUGGUGGAUCCAAUUAUAAGCACCGUUCAAGAAGACGACUUGAUGGAAGGGACUAGCUCGAUUGCGGAAGCGUCUCAAGAAAACGUGACCCAUCGACGAAAUGUGAUUCUGGAUAGUGACCUGCAACCGGCUUUAUCGGCGAGUAAUGAACCGCCGCAGCGGGAACUCGAUGAACGACGUGAGCAAGAAGCUCAGCGUGAAGCGGAUGACCGGCGUGUAAAUGAGCAACGCAAAACUUCCAGAUUUAAUAACCGACAUCCUGAGUCUGUCGAUAUGGAAUAUAACAUGAACGACACUGACGAACAAAAGGUGGAAAUUUGCCGAUACUUCGGGAUCGAAGGCGACUCGGCAGAGGCGAAUAAAAUUCAUACCGCACUGAAUCAGUUGCGUCAGUUUUUAUUUGACUCGGGAUAUGCGAAAGAAAUUAAGGAGGGAGUGGAACAAGGAACCUUCCGUCGGUUAUAUAUACCCCGUGACUCAAUAAGAGAUUGUUAUCUCCCUAUCCGAAGGAACGGAUUACACAGCCUGGUGGAUUUGAACCUAUUGGAUGUACCACUGGAUACAACAGACCCAAUCGGGAUGACCCAAUUUUACUAUCGUGAUUAUCCGGAAAGACAAGAAUAUGUGGCCCAGUUCGUCUUACGAUAUGUGAAUCCAGCUUUCAAGUUGUUAGCAGCACGAGCAUCGAUCGGAUUACAGGUGGACCCGAAAGAUUAUGCCGCAAGGUAG